AUGCUACCCUCAAAGGAUGACGACGCCUCGCGCGUCAUUUAUUCAUCUAACGAUUUACCGGUGGACGAAAGCGAGAAUAUGUUCUGUGGGGGCGAUGGAAGUGCGGCCUUGUCAGUGCAAGGCAAGAAGCAAGCACUUGCGGAUGUGAAGCCUUCCAGACAUCGCGAUACCUAUUUCGGAGCGUUGCUCUUCAACAUCUGCGCAUUCAUUCUGCCGGCUCUCCACGGCACCUUAUCCAAGCUAUGGGUCGCAAAAAUCGACUCCUCCAUGGUAGCCACGACAGACAGCUACACUUACAUUGGUGUUGUCGCAGAAGUCCUUAACGAAGGCCUUCCGCGUGCAUCAUACUUGGUCAUCGGUGACAAAUCCAAUCGCACCUUCCGCGAGCGACUCCAGCUAACCCAUACGCUCAUUCUCUUCCAAUCCAUCCUAGGACUCAUCAUGAGCAUAGGGUUCGUGGCUGGAGCGUCAAGUUUCGCGAAAGGCUUUGUCCCGGCCGAAGUGCGAGACGCGAGUGUCACCUACGUUCGCAUAUCCGCUUUCUCUGCGUUCAGCUCCGCUAUGGAGUAUGCAGUGAGCACAUCGACACGUGCGCUGGAUAAGCCGGAUGUCCCACUCAUUAUCAGCUCAGUCAAAUUUGCGGUCAACAUCAUCCUCGAUCUGCUCAUCAUCUCUAAGUUCCAUGUCGGUAAGAUUACGCCAUCAGUCAAUAUGCAGGCUGGGAUCUCACUUGCUUGCAACCUUACGGCUGCCUUUGUAGGUUUGGCAUACUUCAUCUACAAUACAAGCUUUAGGUCUAGGCCAGCAAUCCACGGCGACCCUGGCUUCAUCUUUUUCAUCGAGUCACUUAUCCGGAACGCGCUGUACCUUUGGCUCGUUCACGGCAUCGUUGACCUAGGUAGCGAUUACGCGACUUCUUGGGGUGUCUUCACAACUAUCCGCUGGGGUCUCGUCAUGGUCCCGGUCCAGGCACUCGAGGCCACAACACUUACUUUUGUCGGGCACUCUUGGGGAAAGUUUCGUUCAGGUCUUGAAUCUGCCACUCAAGACUUCAACCCACGAACAUCACGCACCAAAAUCUGGAGUAUAGUGCGGCGGGCAUUCUACUCCAUUGUCAUUGUUCUACUCGUGGAGAUCCCACUAUGCCUCUUGAUGUCCUUCCUUGGUGCGAAGCCUUUCGCACUAUAUCUUUCGGGCUCGGAGAAAGUAUCGCGCAUUGCAGCCCGAAUGUGGCGGACCAUCGACUGGUGCUAUAUCCUCUACGGCGUCUCGACACAGCUCGCCGCAAUCCUUGUCUCGACUCGUCCGAAGUGGUAUCUGUACCAAUCACUCGCAUCAAAUCUGCUGUACGUACUGCCAUGGGCGAUUGUAUGCCAAGUAGUCCCGCUCAACGCGAGCGAUGCUUGGACGUAUCAUAGCUUAGUGUUCGGUGGUAGUCUAGUCUUCUCCUUCUUUGCGGUCAUCGCAGUUGAUAGUGUCUUGGCAUUCAGGCUGAGACGAGGGAAGAUGAUAGUGAGCCCCCCAUGAUAUAAUGGGGAACAUACACUGCAUGGGUACAACCGAGAGAUCUAGUGAAAAGAGGAUACGCGGUGAUAGUGUAUAAGUCUUGCUCGACUAGCUAGUAGGUAUUAGUGCGUUUCUUCUGGCAACCGACAUAGGGAAGCAAAAUGGCGAGGAUUGUGGUCAACGCU
This is a messenger RNA of Cucurbitaria berberidis CBS 394.84, 1691 nucleotides long. RefSeq lists its product as uncharacterized. The record is from RefSeq and is a predicted model, not a curated record. Lineage: Eukaryota; Fungi; Ascomycota; Dothideomycetes; Pleosporales; Cucurbitariaceae. The coding region runs from base 1 to 1527 and encodes 508 amino acids. The transcript is spliced from 3 exons.